Messenger RNA from Dioscorea cayenensis subsp. rotundata (Guinea yam), 3429 nucleotides. RefSeq lists its product as uncharacterized. Lineage: Eukaryota; Viridiplantae; Streptophyta; Magnoliopsida; Dioscoreales; Dioscoreaceae. The coding region runs from base 1 to 3429 and encodes 1142 amino acids. The transcript is spliced from 7 exons. The record is from RefSeq and is a predicted model, not a curated record.
AUGAAAGAGAAAUCACUGGCAGGAAAAUCAGUUGCUAUGAAAGAUGCUAAGGUGGAGUUGGUUGGGUCAAAGGUGGCUGAAUUGGCGGAUGACUUGGCAACAUCCUCAUGGGCUGGACAAAGGACAAAAAGGGAGAGGAAGAACAAUCUUUAUCAUAUUGGAAUCAUGGCUGAAAAUACCCUAUUUAAAGAUUUGAUAGCAAAGAUUGAUAAUAUGCAAGUUGCUAUGGAUCAACUGGAGGAAAGAUUAAUGGCAGCUAUAGAGCAUCGUGAUGAUAGGGUCAAGCUGUUGGAGACAUCACUGCAAAGCAUUUCGAAAUUCAUUGAAACUCAUAUGGCUUCCAGUAAUGUCAAUUCAAUUGAAGCAUCUCAACCUUCACAAUCUUUACAGGAAGUGGAAAUUAUUAGGGAAAAAUCUUUUACAACCAGAUCUUUGGAAAUUGCUUCUAUGCAUUUUGAUGGGCCGGUGGUUCCUUGGUACCAAAUGGUGGAGAAAGAAGGCAAGGUAAAAACCUGGGCAGCAUUAGUAGAUGCCUUGGAGGAUGCUUAUGGACCAUCUAUAUUUGAGAAUCCUGAGUUUGCAUUGUUCAAAUUAACUCAAGCAGAAGAAUCAGAAAUCCAAAUGGACAUAAUUCCAUGGAAGCCUGAGUCUCUUUCUAAAGCAGCAAAACUGGCCAUAUUAUAUGAGGAUAAAUAUGCUUUAAUACCUAAGCCUAAUGUCAAGAGAUCUCAAUUUAGUCCAGAUAUUAAUGUUACUGUUGUGCCAGGAAAAUUUGUGAAUACAGUACCCAAGGUGCUUCAGACUUCCAACACUCCAUCAAAGAUAACAGGAGCCAAUCAUAAUAGUAAUCCUCAACCCUUCAAGAGGAUUAGCUUUAAUGAGAUGCAACUAAGAAAAGCAAAGGGACUAUGUUUCAAUUGUGAUGAAAAGUAUUCUCCUACACAUAGAUGUCAAACUAAGAGAUUAUUACUGUUGCAGUGGAAUAAAGAGCCUCCAGAUGGAGAAGAACAAGAAGUGGCUGAAUUUGUGGUUGAGUUAGAAAAUAGUACUUCUACCGAAGAAUCAGUUCCUAGGGAAUCUAGUCCUAAAUCAUCACUUAAUGCAAUGAAUAGUGUAGCUGCAUCAAGUACAAUGAGAUUUACUGGAUUUAUAAAAGGGCAACCAGUUAAUAUACUGUUAGAUGAAGGCAAUGACAAUAACUUUAUUCAACCCAGAAUUGCCAAAUUUUUGCAGCUUGACAUACAUCCAACAGCUCCAUUUAAGGUUCUUGUGGGGGAUGGUAAUUCUUUACAGGUGGAGGGUAAGAUUGAUCCACUACAGAUUAAAAUUCAAGGUUGCAAAUUGUCAUUUCAUGUGUAUUUGUUGCCAAUUGCUGGAGCUGAGGUUAUUAUGGGAGCAUCAUGGUUGGCUACCUUGGGAGCACACAUCAUGGAUUACGGAUCAUUAUCUCUACAAUUUUAUUGUGAUGGGAAGUUUGUGACAUUGACUGGAGAUAAAGGACAAGGUCCACAACCUACUACCAUGCACCAAUUACACAGAUUGAGUUCGGUUAAAUCUAUUACUGAGUGUUAUCAGUUGACUAUGGAAUCAGCAGAAUCUUAUCCCACAAACUCUUUGAAUCAUAGACUGCAAGAAGAGGUGAAAACAGAUAAUUGCACUAAUCCAGCAUUAAAAAUUCCUGAUGAGCUGUCUGAUACUUUAAAGCAGAUACUAUUAAAGUAUGAAAGGAUGUUUGAAAUUCCUAGAGGUCUACCACCAUCAAGAUUGUGUGAUCAUAGGAUUCCUCUACAACCUAAUGCAAAUCCAAUCAAGGUCAGACCCUACAAGUAUCCCCAUAGCCAGAAGACUGAAAUUGAAGCAAUGGUGGAUCAAAUGUUGAGAGAAGGAUUAAUUGAACCUAGAAACAACCCUUUUUCUUCUCCUGUUAUUUUGGUUAAAAAAAAAGACGGCACAUGGAGAUUUUGUACUGACUACAGGGCAUUAAAUGCCAUAACAGUGAAGGAUGCCUACCCCAUACCAGUAGUUUAUGAGUUGUUAGAUGAGUUACAUGGGGCCAAAUACUUUUCAAAGCUUGAUUUGAGGUCGGGUUACCAUCAGGUUUUGUUACAUCUGGAAGAUAAAUUCAAAACGGCAUUUCAAACUCAUCAUGGACAUUUCCAAUGGGUAGUAAUGCCAUUUGGAUUGUCAAAUGCUCCAGCAACAUUUCAAUCAUUGAUGAGUGAGAUAUUUCAGUUUUCCAUGCACAAGUUUGUGUUGAUAUUUUUCGAUGGCAUAUUGAUUUACAAUGCCGAUUGGGAGAGCCACUUGCAGCACUUGGAGAUUGUAUUAAUCACUCUCAACAAACAUCAGUUAUUUGCAAAAUUCUCAAAAUGUGAAUUUGGAAUGAUACAAAUUGAGUAUCUAGGACACAAUGUUUCUGGUAUGGGGGUUCAAAUGGAGAAAUCUAAGGUUGAAGCGAUUGUUCAGUGGCCAGCACCCACAAAUAUCAAGCAACUAAGAGGGUUAGGGUUGAGUGGGCAUUAUAGAAGGCUUAUAGCCAAUUAUGCUAGUGUUGCACAUCUCCUUAUAGAACUUCUUAAAAAGGAUGCAUUUCAAUGGUCAGUAGUAGCUCAAGAGGCAUUUCAACAUCUCAAACAGAAAAUCACAACAGCUCCAGUGUUGAAGUUACCUGAUUUUUCUAAACAUUUUGUUUUAGAAACUGAUUCUUCAAGGUUGGGUAUUGGAGCAGUUCUGAGCCAAGAUCAACAUCAGGUUUCAUUCUUCUCCAAGAAAUUGACUCCUGUAAUGCAAAAACAAUCUGCAUAUGUGCGAGAAUUAUUUGUUGUGACAGAGGUUGUGAGCAAGUUCAUACAUUAUUUGGUGCUUAAACGCAUUGGUACUGUAGCUUAUCAAUUAGAAUUGCCUGAAGAAGUGUGCAUCCAUUCAGUGUUUCAUGUUUCCUUAUUAAAGAAAUGUGAGGGAGACCCAGGCGCACAAGCAAACUCUAUUCCUAUACCGUUGAUGACUAAUGAGACAGGUCCAAGCUUGCAACCUAUAUCAAUUCUUCUAACAAGGACAAUUCUCAAGGACAAUCAAUGGGUGAAGCAACAAUAUUAUCCAACUUUCAACCUUGAGGACAAGGUUACAGUUAAAGGGGGGAGUAAUGUAAUGAAAGAGAAAUCAUUGGCAGGAAAAUCAGUUGCUAUGAAAUAUGCUGAGGUGGAGUUGGUUGGGUCAAAGCUAGCAGAAGGAAAGAAUAUGAUUGGAGGAGGAGGGGCAGUUGGUGAGAAUAGCUAUAACAAGGGGAAAGCAGAGAGGGAGAGGUUUAUUAGAGAAGAAGGAAGAGGACUUGAGGCCUGGAUCUGGCUUACCGAUGAUCAUCUCCGGCGACCUAGACAGGAUGGAAGAGAUUCCCAAUAUCUUUACUAUUUUCUAGCUUAUUUUGAGUAG